Cryphonectria parasitica EP155 is the source of this 918-nucleotide messenger RNA. RefSeq lists its product as uncharacterized. Lineage: Eukaryota; Fungi; Ascomycota; Sordariomycetes; Diaporthales; Cryphonectriaceae. The coding region runs from base 1 to 918 and encodes 305 amino acids. The record is from RefSeq and is a predicted model, not a curated record. The transcript has 2 exons.
AUGUCGUCCAUCAAUACCAAAAUUACCUUGGGUCCGCCCGGGUCCCAAUGGAUCUACGACCGCCCCUCCAGGACCUACGACCUCACCCGUGGACAACACACCUCGCCCACGGCCCUACGCGUCGCCGUGGCGCAAGGACAGGGCCCGCCCGGCACAUCGAUCCUCCUGUCCCCGCCCGCCACGGUCCUUGUGGUGGUGGACAUGCAGAACUUCUUCCUGCACCCGUCGUGCCGCGCCCACCCGGCCGGGCUCGCGGCCGUGCAGCCGUUGCUGCGGACCAUAGCGCGGUGCCGCGAGGUCGGGGUGCAGGUUGUGUGGCUCAACUGGGGGCUUACGGAGGAGGAUCUGGAGGGGAUGCCGGCGGGGGUGCUGCGCGGGUUUGCGCGGACGGUGAUGGUUGCUGCUGCUGCUGCUGCUGAUGGUGGUGGUGGUGGUGAAGAGGAGCAGGAGAAGCAGGAGAAGCAGCACCAGCCACCUGCUGCUGCUGGCCUGGGCGUCGACCUGGGGGAGGGGAAGGGGCGGUGUCUGGUGGCUGGGGAGUGGAACAGUGCGCUGUACGGGCCGCUGCAGGAUGUGGUGAGGGAAGGGGAUGUGCACUGUGCCAAGAACAGGAUGAGUGGGCUGUGGUGCGAGAGACAGCCGUUGUGGGCGUACCUGGCGAGGAACAGAAAAGGAGACGACGACGACGACGACGAGAAAGGGGGGAAGAAGACGACGCUGUUAUUUGCGGGGGUGAACACGGACCAGUGUGUGCUGGGCACGCUUACGGAUGCAUAUAAUGCUGGAUGGGACUGUGUUAUGGUGGAGGACUGCUGCGCGACUACGACGCAAGGGGCGAAGGAGGUUUGUCUGUAUAAUGUUGCGAACAACUACGGCUUCGUCAUCGACUCCAAGACAUUCACCGAAGCUGUUAAUUAA